Messenger RNA from Morus notabilis, 1401 nucleotides. RefSeq names its product inactive protein RESTRICTED TEV MOVEMENT 2. The record is from RefSeq and is a predicted model, not a curated record. Lineage: Eukaryota; Viridiplantae; Streptophyta; Magnoliopsida; Rosales; Moraceae. The coding region runs from base 124 to 1299 and encodes 391 amino acids. The transcript has 2 exons.
AUUAUACACCAAAGAUCUAACAGGCAAAAAUCAAAACUGAAUAAAGAUCCUGUUAAAGAAAAAAGAAAACAGAGAGACAAAUACCCGAAAAAAAAAAUAAAGAAAACAAAGAAGUGAAUAGAGAUGGCAUUUAGGCAGCAAAGAGUUGGUGGAAUUACUGGUGUACGGCCAAGGGAAUUCAACCGUCCUGUUUAUGAAGAUUUCCAGCCCCAAAUUGAGACCAACGAAGAAGAAGGAGCUCACAUUGUAGAUUUACGUUUUCCUGGUUUCAUCAAAGAGCAAUUGAAGAUCACGUACGAGGCUGAAGGAAACAACAUUAGGGUCCGAGGACAGCGACCACUUGGGAACAACAGAUGGAGCCGUUUAAACCAACUUCUUCCAGUCCCACACAACUGUGAUGUGAACAAAAUCCAUGCCAAGUUCCACAAUGGAAUCCUUACUAUUACCAUGCCAAAAGAUCAGGUCCUGAAACCGGCAUUGGUACGCCCUAAAGAAGAGAAGCCCGCAGAGAAAGCAACCCCGGAGAGUAGUAAUGAACCCGCUCCUCCGAAAGCUAGUGAGACUAAAGUUGUUCCUCCUUCAAGUUCUGAACCUAGUCAAAAAGCUGCUGCAGCUGCUGAGCAACAAGCAGAAAAGGGUCAGGAGCAAACUAAGGACGCGAGAAAUGCUGAUGCUGCCGAGCAAACGUCUCAAACCGUUACUUCGGCUGCAGAUCACAAAGGUGAAAAGCUGAGGGAUGAGAAGAAGAUGGCUCCGUCUUUGAGCUCUAAGAAAGGGAUAGUCGAACCCGAGAGACAAAAGGGUGUUGCGGAGGAGACUCUUACAGCACAACAGGAGAUUGCUGAUGAGAAGAGGGUGGUAGCUACGGCUGAUACUCAUAAAUACACAAGUGAGACAAAAAGAGACGAUGAAAGCAAAACGAGUGAGAAUGAGAGGCUUAAAGAACCAAAAAAGACCGAGAUAGUUGCGGAAAGGAGUUUGGACAAGGAAAAGGAAAAUACUCAGAAAGGAAAGGGAUCCUUCGACAAUGGAAAGAAAGCCGUCGGAGAUUUUGUUUCUGGUGCUGCGGGUGAAGAAAAGCCGGAGAGGGACGACGGUGAAGUGAGCAACGAUGGAAAUAAGCUAGGAAUAAGGCAUGCAAUUGAAGGUGCAAAACAAACUGUGACAGGUGCGGUGAGGAAGCUGAAUGAUGGUGAUAGGCAGAUGCUGAUAAAUAUUGGUGUUGCAGUUCUUACGAUUGUAGCAGUUGGGGCUUAUGUUUCACACAGCUUUGUGUCCUCCAACAAACGCCCAAACUAGAGUCCUUACAACUCAAUACCAUUAAAGUUCUAUUGAAAUUUACACCAAAUUAUUGUAUUGCAAAUGUUAAACCUAUAAUCAAGAAUCUAUAUUCGAUACAAU